AUGCCGGAUUUCGAAAUAUUCCAUUCAAUUCAAACCAACAUUUUUGAGUUCCAUCAGAAAUCCGAAGCAAUACUCGAGCUCUGGUGGAUCUUUUGCAAGAUCACGUCUCAGUUGGUUGUAGUAAGCUCUAUGCAUCGUUUCUCUGGAAAAUUAGAGCAAUUAUUAUAUGAAUUCCGAUUAGAACAGCAUACCGCAUGCAUUGUUGAAUCGCAUUUGUCGGCUUAUCAGGUAUCUGGAAAUUCGGAUCGAUGGCAAUCUCGUGAACCAACUCCAUAUUCUCCAACUCAAAAUCUGACUGAUAACAAAACCGGAAAAAGCUGUAACAAAAAGCUGAUAUAUGAGAGAAAAGCGGGGCAAAAUCAGAGGAAUGGCUCAACAUUGAAUUCGACAGCUCCGCAAGGCAAAGUGAGUCCAAACGAGGUGAUGACUUCUGGGUGGAGAGCACCGAUAUGUCCGAGAAGAACUCCUUUCGGUCCGAUGAUCUUCGCACAACGUCCCGGGAACAACAUCACAAGCAUGAAGAAUAUCAUGGCGAGUCGGUGGAACAACUACUUUCAAGGUCUCUUUCGCCACAACCUCCGCUUUCAACGACAUCUUGUUGAGAAGAGUUGCCAUUUCUUCGUCCUUCAAGUUGAUUCCAAUCUUCGUAUUGAUUUCCGGAGUGGUCACAGUCAUCUCACGAUAGGAGAGCAGUGGGUAGAGCUCCUUGACUCCAGUCUCUUCAUAAACAACCUCGACUUGUUCAACCGUGAAUGGCUUGGAACAAUACUGCGAGAAAAGAGUAACAAUUGUGUCGAGGACAACAAAAGCCUUUUGCUUGUCUGUUGCUGUUGCCUCAAUGAAGACGUUCUUCGUCUUCAAAAUGUUCUGGUGGAGUUUGUCUUGAAGAUCGAUGAACGAUGCGUAACUGUCGGCGUCGAACGAGAUAUCGCGAAGCACGGCUCCCACGACAAAUGGUCGGACUUGCGCGGUCUCUUUCUUUACGAUGAUCUUCUGAAGACCGGACUUUGGCGUCUCGGCAAACUUGUAGUGGGGAGAUGGGAUUUCUUGCUUGAAAAUGCGAAUGGCACGAGCCAGUCCCUCCACACUCAACAAAUCAUAACGAUUCGCUGGAAUAUCAAUCUUGUAGACUUCCUGGUCGUUUAA
Molecule: messenger RNA, 1146 nt
Organism: Caenorhabditis remanei
Lineage: Eukaryota; Metazoa; Nematoda; Chromadorea; Rhabditida; Rhabditidae
Exons: 4
Coding region: 1-1146 (381 amino acids)
Source: RefSeq, a predicted model, not a curated record